Messenger RNA from Ornithorhynchus anatinus (platypus), 1842 nucleotides. Its product is annotated as immunoglobulin kappa light chain-like. The transcript is spliced from 9 exons. Lineage: Eukaryota; Metazoa; Chordata; Mammalia; Monotremata; Ornithorhynchidae. Bases 126 to 1319 code for a protein of 397 amino acids. The record is from RefSeq and is a predicted model, not a curated record.
UAGCCCGGACAGAGACGCUCGGUCAGGGACUCCCUGGGUCAUUUCCUCCUCAAUCCCCAGCUGGCUGUCUCCUCUGGUGCUGAGUCUCCCUCCCAAAGGCCAUAGGCCACAUCCCACCUGAGAGGAUGUCACCACUGUGCGUGCUCGCCCUGGCUGCCCUGUGUGCAGCUGGAACCAGAGCAGUAAAAGUGGAGCAGACAGAACUGUCCAUCACUAAAGUACCCGGAAAGACAGUCCGGAUGAGCUGUGUGGUGUCCGGCGUUACAUUUUCUGAUGCUUUCAUACACUGGUACCAACAGAAACCAGGGCAGGGUUUGGAGAGGCUGCUCUCUAUCUUAUCGGAGAGCGAUAUUUUCUAUGAAGUGGGCGUUGACAAGAACAGGUUUGAGGUGGAUAAAAAAGCUAAAUUCUCCACCUCCACCCUAACGAUCCAUCGUGUAGAGAUCGGUGAUGCGGCCACCUACUAUUGUGGCUGCUGGGAUACCACAGCAUGGAUCAAGUAUUUCGGAGGAGGAACCAAGCUAGUUGUUACCGGGGGAACUGUUACCCCCAAAGCUCCUGAACCCAUCAAGUUUUUCCCAUCUUCACUAGAGCAGGAAAAACAAAAUACAGAAACCUAUAUUUGCCUCUUGAAGGAUUUUUACCCAGAAAUUAUCAGAAUGCAUUGGAAGGAAGAGGGGAGUGAUAAGAUACUGGAGUCCCAGCAGAGUGAGCCACUCCAGGUGAAGGACAAGUACUGGCAGUUGAGCUGGUUGACCGUUAACAAAUCAUCACCGGGGAAGAUUUACAGAUUGAUAUAUAAACAUGAGAAGACCGGUCGGAUAGCAAAGGAAGAGCUAUUCACAGCACCAGCUUCUGUCCCCACCACCAAUUCUACAAAAGCCUCUACUACGGUUGGAACUUCUGUCCCCACCACCACUUCUACAGAAGCCUCAACUACGAUUGAAACUUCUGUCCCCACCACCACUGCUACGGAACGCCCUACUACGGUUGAAACUCUUCACCCCACACUUACCCCUACAGUUGGGAAAGUCUGCACUAAUGAUUUAGAAAAACAACGCAGGGUUAAACAAGUUUUCCAAUCAGUGAACAUGACUGCCUAUUACACCUACACCAUCCUUCUGCUCAAGAGCACCAUGUACUGCACCUUCAUGCUGUUCCUCAUUUACAAAAGGAACGUGGCCAGUGGCAACUGGAGAGAACUGGCCAGUUCACAUCUCUGGAGAAUGGUGCGAGGGCGAACAGAAUUUCCCUGGACCAAACGCCCAACUUCUCUUCAGACCAACACACAAGGAGCAGAGCAGUACAUGGAUGCUUGACAUAUUAUUGUUAUUGCAAUUACAAGCAGUUCUUCUAUGUAAUCACCAGGCAGAGGCUUAUUUUAUGAUUUUAUUUUUAAACUGUAGAAGAAAGCGUGAGGUUUUAACAAGCCCUCUUUCCUUGAUUUUGCUUUUAUGUUCUGCCCUUAGUUUUAGAUUUACCUCUCAUUUUCUUAUCAAUCGAUCUAGUCGCAUAAAUGAAAGCACCACUACCCUGCUAUCAACAGGUGUGGAACUGUUCUUUCUCCUGCUCCUACCAAUAAAUAAUUUGUGUCUGCUUGUCUCCCCCAUGGGAUUGUAAAUUCCCUCCCCGAAUCCUCAGCUUGUGAGCCCCAGGUGCGGCAGGGAUUAUGUCUGAUCUUUUUAUUUACCUCAAUGCUUAGUACAGUGCUUGGCACUUAAACUCCACAAUUAUCAGCUUCAUCAUUUUUAAGCUCCUGUGGCAGGGACUGUGUCUUUCACCUAUACUGAUGGCUCCUAUGAUAGACACUCAUUAAAUGGUAUUGAUUGAAAGACCUCCAUA